Messenger RNA from Dermacentor silvarum, 874 nucleotides. RefSeq names its product Golgi-associated plant pathogenesis-related protein 1-like. Lineage: Eukaryota; Metazoa; Arthropoda; Arachnida; Ixodida; Ixodidae. Gene Ontology annotation, cellular component: extracellular region. The record is from RefSeq and is a predicted model, not a curated record. Bases 1 to 744 code for a protein of 247 amino acids. The transcript has 5 exons.
AUGGGUGACUUUCUGCGCCGGGUCGCGGACACCCUUACGUGGUGCUGCACGUGCCGUAGGCCGCCUGUCAGCGGGCCACGCGACGACGAUUUCCCGACUACGACAAUAUUCAAGACCGUCAGUUAUGAUGAUCAUGGACGGCGCAUUGUACAGACCAAGACGGUGCAGAGCUCGAUGCUGCGCAAGAAAAUCAUCAACCACGUGGACGGUACCAAGGACAUCGUGGAGGAGAUCAUCACACCGGGCAGCCAGACGAUGCUGUCGCGGGACCGGCCUAUGACCGAGGCCGAGUUCCAGAAGGACUCGCUCGACUGGCACAACUACUACCGGACGCUGCACGGCGUGCCUGCGCUCCAACUGGACGCCAAGCUGAGUGCUAUGGCGAAAAAGUGGGCUACCAUUCUUGCCAAGGAAGAUCGCUUUGAACACAGCCCUGACACGGAAUGCGGCGAAAAUGUGUACGUCAAGUGGUCCAGCAACCCCAAGCAUCAAAUCACAGGGCGCGAGGCCGUCGAGUCGUGGUACAGCGAGAUCUCGGAGUACCGCUGGGACGGUACCGAUCCGGACAUCGACGCUGUCGGCCACUUCACGCAGCUCAUCUGGAAGGAGACGACGCGCAUGGGGUGCGCGCAGGCCCGGGGUCCAACGAACAAGAUUCUCGUCGUCGCAAAUUACGCGCCACCCGGCAACGUGAUUGGCAAGUUCGCCGCAUGUGUGCCGCCGCUGCAGCAUUCGGUGGCUUGAGAAGAAAGCCUGUGGACUUUCUCGCGGCCGCCUAGAAAUUCGCCCGAAUUGUUCUAUGGGAGAGAAUGUAGAAUGUUUGGUCCCCCGAAGCGUAUAGUAUAAACUUCUCGCGCGUCAAAUAAAAAGGACG